AAACUUGAAAAGGACAGACUGUAAAACAAACAAACAAAGACCACCUAAAAAGUAACUUCCCAGGAUGAGACAAUAUGUUCCAGUUCCAACUCUUGAGCAGGAGAAACCCUAUGACUACAACUUUGCAUUGGAACCACGUCCAUAUGUGUGUUUGGGAGUAUGCUGUUGCUGUGCUGCUUUGCGCCCUCGUUACAAACGGCUGGUGGAUAACAUAUUUCCGGAAGACCCCAAAGAUGGCCUUGUUAAAGCUGAUAUGGAGAAGUUGACCUUCUAUGCAGUUUCUGCUCCAGAGAAGCUGGAUCGAAUAGGUGCUUACCUAGCAGAGAGACUGAGCAGAGAUGUUGUUAGACAUCGCUUUGGGUAUGUUUUAAUUGCCAUGGAGGCAUUGGACCAACUUCUGAUGGCUUGUCAUUCUCAAAGCAUAAAACCAUUUGUAGAAAGCUUUCUGCACAUGGUGGCCAAGUUGCUGGAGUCGGGGGAACCAAAACUUCAAGUUCUUGGAACCAAUUCUUUUGUCAAAUUUGCCAAUAUUGAGGAAGACACACCUUCCUAUCACAGACGCUAUGACUUUUUUGUUUCUCGGUUCAGUGCCAUGUGUCAUUCCUGUCAUGAUGAUACAGAAAUACGAACUGAGAUCCGGAUUGCUGGAAUCAGGGGUAUUCAGGGAGUGGUUCGCAAAACAGUUAAUGAUGAACUUAGAGCAACCAUAUGGGAGCCUCAGCAUAUGGACAAGAUAGUUCCCUCGCUGCUGUUUAAUAUGCAGAAGAUCGAAGAUUUUGACAGUCGUAUUGGUCCACCUUCAUCACCUACAGGAGGUGAGAAGGAAGAAAACCCUGCUGUAUUGGCUGAGAACUGUUUCAGAGAACUACUAGGCCGAGCAACCUAUGGGAAUAUGAACAAUGCUGUCAGACCAGUUUUUGCGCAUUUAGACCACCACAAACUAUGGGACCCCAAUGAAUUUGCUGUCUCCUGCUUCAAAAUCAUCAUGUAUUCUAUACAGGCUCAAUACUCCCAUCAUGUAAUUCAGGAAAUCCUGGGACACCUGGAUGCUCGUAAAAAGGAUUCACCACGAGUGCGAGCAGGGAUUAUUCAGGUUCUUUUGGAAGCAGUGGCCAUUGCUGCUAAAGGAUCCAUAGGCCCAACUGUCUUGGAGGUGUUUAACACCCUACUGAAGCACUUGCGUCUUAGCGUUGAUUUUGAAUUAGGAGACAGACGUAGUUCAGCUGACAGUGCCGUUGUCAGCACAGGCUCCAAAGAAAGUGAUGAGAGGAUUGUCCAGAAUGCCAUUAUUCAAACAAUUGGGUUUUUUGGAAGCAAUCUUCCAGAUUACCAGAGAUCAGAGAUUAUGCUGUUCAUCAUGGGGAAAGUACCUGUUUUGGGGACAUCUUCGCAUUCAUUGGAUACAAGUUACCUUGGGGAUUUGGGAACUAGGCGAAUUCAGAUCAUGUUGCUGAGGUCUUUGAUUAUGGUGACUUCAGGAUAUAAUGCAAAGACCAUUACUGCUGCACUUCCUGCUGCAUUUCUUGAUCCUUUACUGUCUCCUUCACUUAUGGAAGACUCUGAGCUAAGGCAGUUGGUCUUGGAAAUAUUGCAUAAUCUUAUUGAUCGGCAUGACAACCGAGCAAAACUUAGAGGAAUAAGAAUUAUACCAGAUGUUUCUGAUCUGAAGAUAAAACGAGACAAAAUUACACGGCAAGAUGUGAGCUUCAUGAAAAAGCAUGGACAGCAGUUGUACAGGCACAUUUACUUAGGCUGUAAAGAAGACGACAAUGUUGAAAAGAACUUUGAACUGCUGUACACAUCUCUAGCACUUACCACGAUCGAACUAGCUAAUGAAGAAGUGGUUAUUGACCUCAUUCGACUGGCCAUUGCUUUGCAGGACAUUGCCAUCAUUAAUGAGGAUAACUUGCCAGUGUUCAAUCGCUGUGGGAUCAUGGCAUUGGUUGCAGCUUACCUCAAUUUUCUAAGUCAGAUGAUUGCAGUCCCUGCUUUUUGCCAGCAUGUCAGCAAAGUCAUUGAAACUAGAACUGUGGAAGCACCCUGUUUUCUUCCAGAAAACAUAUUCAACAAGUGCACUCUUCCAAAAUCCUUGGAGAAGCACGAAAAAAAUUUGUUUUUCCUGACAAACAAGAUUGCAGAGUCAUUAGGUGGCAGCGGAUACAGUGUGGAAAGACUGUCGGUUCCAUAUGUGCCCCAAGUAACAGAUGAAGACAGACUUUCCAGAAGGAAGAGUAUUGUGGACACUGUGUCUAUUCAGGUGGAUAUUCUGCCUGGCAGCAACUCAGAGGAUAAGGUCAAUAACACCGAAGAAAUCACCUUUGAAGCUUUGAAGAAAGCCAUUGAUAAUACUGGACUUGAGGAGCAAGAGAAGGAAAAGAGACGCCUUGUGAUCGAAAAGUUCCAGAAAGCACCUUUUGAAGAAAUUGCAGCACAAUGUGAAACCAAAGCGAACUUGCUUCAUGACAGACUUGCGCAGAUACUGGAGCUCACCAUUCGUCCUCCACCUAGCCCUUCAGGAACGUUGACUGUUACCGCUGGACAUGCUCAUUACCAAUCCGUUCCAGUCUAUGAGAUGAAGUUUCCAGAUCUUUUUUGACAGUGCAAUCACAGCUGUUAGUGGAUGACGAAACAGCCCCUUACCUACAGCAUUCCGUUGUGAUUGUUACUGCUGCAACGUAUCAGCCUGAUCUGACCAGACUCAUCACAUUAAUAGAACUCGUUGUCACCCUAGUUUUUUAGUUGUCACUUUUUGUUUUUUUAAGGUAAGCCAUGCUAGUUUUUUGACCUAUAUAAAGAGUGUAAAUCAAACCGGGGGACACAAUGUAAGACACUGUCCAUUGAUGUCAUUUUAUAAAGUAACACUGUGUGCUUUUGUACAAAAAAAAAAGAAAUAGAAUUAAGGAGUUUAAAGAAUAAGAAACAAAGAAUGUACUUUCAUUUGCACUGUUGCAGUAAGCAGACUCUGCUGUAAAUACAGACUUUCUUCUGGUUAACUGAAUUUUGUUGCAUGUAUACUGCAUGUGAACAAUUCUAUUCAGCAUUUCACGUACAACUCAUUGGAAGUCUGUUUAUGAAGUAAUUUUCAUUUAUUAACGUGGUAGGCUUCCACGUGUUAUAAACUCAGACAAGCCAUGCCUAGGAUGUGCAGAUAGGAAGAAAUAAAAGGUCUAUAAUCUUCAGAGUGUUGGCAUGGCAUUUCAUUUCCUCCUAGCUGGAAACAUAGAGUCUGGAGAUGUAUUCUGGCCAUUUUGGACAGACAAAGAAUUUGGGAUUUAUGGGGGUCCAUUGUGUAAUAUAGUAUACCCAACAGUUUAUCAUAGUAAAUCAUAGGUAAUAAAACCAAAUACAUUUAAAACUGUUCUAAUGUAUACAGUUGCUUUGCAUCAGUUAUUUCUUUCUGUUCCUGAAAAGUUGAACAGCUUAGAAUCCAAAGUGUGCACAAUGGGCCUAUCGUAUCUGUGAUGGUUUCAAUACUGUUUGGAUGUUUAUGGUAUCCAGCUGAUGUUUGUAUGUGUUGCAGCUUUUGCUUUAAACUCUUCUAAAUGUACUGUCACUUUAAGUAAUUAUGAAUUUUGGUAGCAAUUCACUUAAAGUAAAUGAAAUCUGUGUUACUUUUGGAAGCAACAAUUAGCCUGUUGUCCAAAGUCAGAGUAGGGCAGCUUUUUCUGUUGUACUGAUGUUCCUCUAUUUUCUGUACUGUCUGUAAUGAACCAGUUUCAUGAAAUGUUACAAUACACUGUGCAAUCAACAUUUAAGCAAUAAAUAAACCAAAAAGUUAAAAUAAC
Molecule: messenger RNA, 3785 nt
Organism: Gavialis gangeticus (Gharial)
Lineage: Eukaryota; Metazoa; Chordata; Crocodylia; Gavialidae
Gene: EFR3A
Product: EFR3 homolog A
Exons: 24
Coding region: 65-2596 (843 amino acids)
Biological process (GO): protein localization to plasma membrane
Cellular component (GO): plasma membrane
Source: RefSeq, a predicted model, not a curated record